Messenger RNA from Agrilus planipennis (emerald ash borer), 595 nucleotides. RefSeq names its product general odorant-binding protein 83a. The record is from RefSeq and is a predicted model, not a curated record. Gene Ontology annotation, molecular function: odorant binding. Gene Ontology annotation, biological process: sensory perception of smell. NCBI's taxonomy places the organism in Eukaryota, Metazoa, Arthropoda, Insecta, Coleoptera, Buprestidae.
GAUGAUCUAUAAAUUAAAAAGAGUACAACUCAUUUUAAAAUUAUUUUAUCCCUCUAUUCAACUGUAAGAUCCAUCCUACAAUGACUACAGUCACAUAUUUUGUAGCUGCUGUGCUGUUGUUUUGUUAUUAUACAAAUACAAACGCUUUGCUUGAAAACUAUCCUCCCCCUGAAGUUUUGGAAUAUCUGAAGCCGUACCAUACUAUAUGUACCGAAAAGAUUGGCGUCUCGGAUGAUGAAGUUAAAAACUAUAAAAUAGAAGAUAAUUCAGAAAAAAUGAUGUGUUAUAUGAGAUGUUUAGGUUUGGAAUCCAAAUGGCUUACUCCUGAUAACAAACUUCAAAUCGAUUACAUUAUGGAAACACGUCUUGAUUCUAUAGCGGAUUUGGUAAAAAAUAUUGUGGAUAAUUGUAAAGACGUUCCUGCGAUGGUUUUUGCCUUGAUAUUGCACACCCUAUUCAUAUUUUUUGGAUGGAAAAAUACAUGACAAUGAAUGCUACGGACCCUACUUAUGAUUAUUAUAUUGUAUUACGUACAUAAACAGUAUAAAUUAGAAUUAGUUUUGUAGUUAUAAGUAACGCAAAUGUGUGUUGUACU